AGGAGAGAGAGACAGAAGACGCGAGGCGAGAAAAUGGCGACAGAUUUGUCAUCCGCUUGGUCGAAGCCGGGGAAGUGGGCACUUGAUUCGGAAGAACACGAAGCAGAGCUUCUCGAACGACCACAACAGCAUCAGCAGAAGGACGGCACCAACAGAGAGAACGUCCAAUUCGAUUUCCCAUCCCUGGCAGCCGCUGCCGCCACCACCAAGUCCAAGAAGAAGAAAGGCCAGGCCAUCUCUCUCGCCGAAUUCAACACCGGUAAGCCGGUCGGGCCUGGCACUGGUAAAGCGGCUCAAACCACCACCCAACUCAACCGCCUGACCACCGACCAACUUCUCAUCCUCCCCACCGGACCCCGCGAGCGUACCGCCGAAGAGCUCGAGCGCUCCCGCCAUGGCUUCCGUUCCUACGGCCUCAACGAAAGCUCCGGUCGAAACAGGUAUUCCAACGGCGACGAUUCUUCAAACUCAAAGUGGGGCUCUUCUAGGGUUUCGGAUGAGCAGCGUAGGAACGGCGGAUUUAACAGGGAUUCUGCUCCUUCUCGUGCUGAUGAGACCGAUGAUUGGGGCGCCACAAAGAAAUCUACGCCUGCUCCCUCCUCUGAGCGGAGGGAGAGAGUUGGCUUCUUCGAUUCGCAGACUAGGGCUGAUGAAUCCGACAGUUGGGUGUCCAACAAAAGCUACACACCUUCGGAAGGUCGCAGAUUUGGCGGUGGAUUUGAGAACCAUAGGGACCGGCGAGGAGGUUUCGAUAUGGGUCUGAAAGAGACAUCUAAUGGAGGAGGUGCGGAUUCAGAUACUUGGGGGAGGAGGAGGGAAGAAGGGAUUGGAGAUGGAAUCGGAAGUGGAAGGCGGAGACUUGUUUUGCAGCCUCGUACUUUGCCAGUGAAUAAUGAAGAUCAGCAGCAACAGGAGCAGCUGGGGUCUGGGUCGACCACGAUGAGAAGUAAAGGGUCCAACCCAUUUGGAGCAGCGCGGCCAAGAGAGGAGGUUUUGGCGGAGAAAGGACAAGAUUGGAAGAAGAUUGAUGAACAGCUUGAGUCAAUGAAACUUAAGGAGAUGGGUUCUGGGGCUCAUGACGGCGCAUCAUUGAGAAAGAAGAGUUUGGGAAGUGAUAAUGGAAGUGAUAAUGAGAGAAGUUGGAGGAAGACAGAUGGAGUUGAUAUCCCUACCCAAAGUGCUGGGAAAACCGACGUGGAGGGAGGAGUGGUGAAAACCGACGAGGAGGGAGGAGUGGCACAAGAAUAA
Molecule: messenger RNA, 1248 nt
Organism: Telopea speciosissima
Lineage: Eukaryota; Viridiplantae; Streptophyta; Magnoliopsida; Proteales; Proteaceae
Product: eukaryotic translation initiation factor 4B3-like
Exons: 3
Coding region: 34-1248 (404 amino acids)
Molecular function (GO): mRNA binding; translation initiation factor activity
Source: RefSeq, a predicted model, not a curated record